GGUGGAGAGUGGAGACAGCAAGAGAAGCAUGCUUCAGACUUCCAGCCUUCUAGUGUAGGGGUCAAAUAACCAAAGGGUUACCACUGGUGGUUAUUUUAUCCGCGAGUACUAGUCCCGCGAGUACUUUAGGACUAGGAUACACAGUGAGCAAGUUUGGCAAUUGUAAUAAUGUAAAAAAAAAGAUCUUAUUUGGCAAUUGUGCCUGCAAUAGUAGUCUGAAACAAGGUGCUCUUGUGCACUCGGUCAAACCCAAUGAUGAUAUACGAUGUUUUCAAAAACAAAGGUUGAUUUAUUUGAAGCAAAGCAUUUAGCUAGACAUGAUUGACCGCAGCUCCUUGAGCUUUCGAAGCAAGGACAAUUCUCCAGGUGAGUGAUGUCUGCACCCUAUGUGACCAGUGCCCGGAAACCACCAGCCAUCAAUCUGCUGCUUGGCUGUGUUAUCAGCAGGGAGAUCUGGUUCCGUGUCUUGCAUCUGCUCGGCCUAUCAGCCAUGCUACCUGAUUUGGAAGAUGAGCUCGGUCGGUGGUGGUUGCGCUGCAGAAGCAUGCUUGGGAUCGGAAAGGCCGACGGCCGGGCUUCGACACCUCGGUUCUGCUCGUCUGCUGGACGGUUUGGAAAGAAUGCAAUUGCUGCACUUUCAGAGGAGAGGCGCCCUCGGCGUCGGCGGUGGCCAUUACACACGGGCACGGCCGCUGUUGCUGGAAGACAAUGAGCGGCUCGACGCUGGGUACUCAAGCCUGGCGAUCGGAUCUAGCACUCUAGCUUCGCUUCGGUCAUAAAGGUGUGUUUGGUUGCCAGCCUCUUGGAGCCUGGCUAGUAAAUUAGAGCCAGAUUGCACUUGGCCUGGGUGUACCAAGCCAGGUGGGCUUUGUUUGGUUCAUAGUGUAUAGCUAGCCUGGUUUAGGUGUGAUUUUUUUUGGUUGGGUGUAUAAACUUCUGGUUGUACUAGUGUAGCCAAGAUCCAAUCUGUUUGGUUUGUUAGGACUAUGCUAGUUGAAGUCACUCAUUUCUUUGUUUUGGUGGACUUAUCACUAGUGUCCCUUCAACUUGUCUCCCUUGCUGAUAAAAACGCAGACCACCCCCUCAGUCGCUCACCCCAGCCACUCACCCCAUCCCAGCCUCUUUCGUCUCCCUCUUGCUGCCUCUUCGCUUCUCUCACCUCACAGGUCAACGUCCGUCGGGUCACGUCGGGUCACUGCUGAUGACCUGAUGCCUCCCGCGCUAGCGCUCCCGUCCUCACACACUCACAACCCCCCGGUGCAUUGCACCUGGAAGCCUUCCCAACCCUCGCAAGCCAAGCCUGCUCGGAGUCCAUCCCAUCCAAAUCGAGAUCGAUCCCAAUGGCACCGUCCAUCUCCAUCGGCUCCGCGGCGCCGUCCUGGGCGGCGGGCGUGAACAAGAAGAAGAGCGUCGGUGCUGUAGUGGAUGAGGCGGAGCUCCUGCGGCGGAGGAAUGCGGAGCUGGAGUGUGAGGUGGAGGCGCUGCGGCUGGAGCUGGGCGCGGUGCGGCGGCGCGCCGAGAUGGCGGAGGAGGCCGAGGAGCGGCUGUGCGUGCAGCUCGGCGACGCCGAGGUGGAGGCGCUAGAGCUCGCCCGCGCCUACUAGGCCCAGGUUCAGGCGCUCAUGCUCCCAGACGCCGCCGUCGAUCGAAACCCUGCCGUUGAGCGCGAGAGAGCACGAGGGCAAGAGGGCGAGAGAGUGUGCGAGAGCAGCCGCGGAGUGGAGAGACGAGUGAACAGUAUCCCAGCCGGGUGGUGAG
Molecule: messenger RNA, 1758 nt
Organism: Sorghum bicolor (sorghum)
Lineage: Eukaryota; Viridiplantae; Streptophyta; Magnoliopsida; Poales; Poaceae
Product: protein RESPONSE TO LOW SULFUR 3
Exons: 1
Coding region: 1341-1604 (87 amino acids)
Biological process (GO): cellular oxidant detoxification
Source: RefSeq, a predicted model, not a curated record